Messenger RNA from Coregonus sp. 'balchen', 9982 nucleotides. The record is from the annotation of a GenBank genome assembly. NCBI's taxonomy places the organism in Eukaryota, Metazoa, Chordata, Actinopteri, Salmoniformes, Salmonidae.
AUUGCCCCCGCCCCUCUACCUGAAUGGAUUCAGCAGUCUUCUACAGUAUCGCCCCGCCCCCCCCUCUACCUGAAUGGAUUCAGCAGUCUUCUACAGUAUUGCCCCCGCCCCUCUACCUGAAUGGAUUCAGCAGUCUUCUACAGUAUUGCCCCCGCCCCCUCUACCUGAAUGGAUUCAGCAGUCUUCUACAGUAUCGCCCCCCCCCCCCCUUUGCUCUUCAUCCCCUCAUUCUAGUGAUCACCAAACAACACACGUUGCUAUGCUACGCUCCUAUGUAUGACUUUACAGGGGCCAUAUCUGCUCUGGGUAUUGCUGUGCCUGUGAUGUCUGUACCCAGGAUGCUGAUUAGUUUCCUAUCUGACAUUAACUUGAUUUCCAGAGAGGAACGUCUUAUUCAGAUGUUUUGCAUUCAUUACUGUGCCUGUUUUCAAUCCACUAUCUUACUGGGGAUGGCUAUAGGUCGCUAUGUUGCAAUCUGUCUUCCUCUAAGAUACAACGACUACAUCAACAUGGCCCAUUCUCUUAUUUUCAACGCUGUGCUCAUGAUUCGAAACACUACUGUGAUGGUCGGUCUGGUAACACCGCUUACAUUGUGCAAGUCCAAUAUGAUGUACCACUGCUUCUGUGAGCAGAACGUCAGUGGUUAGCUUAGCUUGUGGCAACGUUUCCAGAAACAACAUGUUUUUUUUUUUUGUGUCAUUUAGCAGACGCUAUUAUCCAGAGCGAUUUACAGGAGCAAUUAGGGUUAAGUGCCUUGCUCAAGGGCACAUCGACAGAUUUUUCACCUAGUCGGCUCGGGGAUUAGAACCAGCGACCUUUCGGUUACUGGCCCAACGCUCUUAGCUUAGUGGGUAACAUGGCAGGUAUAGUGACCUUCUGCAUACCAACUACUUACUGUAUUUUCAUAGUGUAUUCCUAUGUGGUUAUCUUUAUGGCUAUAUUGAAAUCACCAUCAGGAGAUUCACGGCAGAAGGCCAUUGAUACCUGCAGUUCUCAUGUCAUGGUUAUAUGUGUUGCUAAUUUAAGUGCUAUGCAGCCCAGUCAAAACUGUUCGCUGCUCUGGCACCCCAAUGGUGGAACAAGCUCCCUCACGACGCCAGGAUAGCGGAGUCACUGACCACCUUCCGGAGACACUUGAAACCCCACCUCUUUAAGGAAUACCUGGAAUAGUAUAAAAGUAAUCCUUCUACACCCCCCGCCCCCUACCAAAUAUAAAAAGUAAUAAUAAAAAAAUUGUAAAGUGGUUGUGCCACUGGCUAUCAUAAGGUGAAUGCACCAAUUUGUAAGUCGCUCUGGAUAAGAGCGUUUGUUAAAUUACGUAAAUGUAAAUGUAAUGUAAAUGUCUAUGACUGCAUUCGUUGGCUAUAGGGUGAACACUAUCCCUCCUGAUGUACGCGUGUUUACUAGUCUGAUGUAUAUUCUAGUUCCUGGCUGUUUUAAUCCUGUAAUAUCUGGUUAUAGAAAUAAAGAGAUUAGAGUUCACUUGCUUAAAUAUUUUACAUGUAAUAAAAUGGACUUGUGCUAAUGGACUUGUGUUAUACUGAAUACAAUAAACCAUGUGUACUUGGAAAUAUUGUUUUAUGUCUGUUUCUAACCUUGUUGUCAUGUUUAUGUGGGAUCAGUUGAGUCUGAUGUUUAGAUGUGAUGCAAGUAGCCUUGCAUGAGCCUUUGCCUGUGCUAGCCGGAACGGCUCAUAGGAGCAGGAGCCUAUCUCCUGUUUCUGUAGCGUGAGGCAGCUUGAUGUUCAAGUACACCCUCUGGACAGGAAGCUAGGGCCGCAGGGCCUUACCCCCAGUCGAUCUCCUUAAUGCUGAGUGCCAAGCAGAGACAGAUUGUAUCAUUUUUACAGUUUUGGGUAUGACUCGGCCGGGGAUCGAACUCCCAACUUUCCAAUAUCAGGGCAGACACUCUGACCACAAGAAUAAAUGCUGCAGUAGCUGUUUUCAAAGUAUUUCUGCCGUUUUGUUUCAUAGCUGGUAAAUGAAUCGCACAAAAUCAUAUCCCAACUCGCGCUGCAAUACUCCUGGCUGGGGGCUGUGCGCACAUGAAGAGCUGAGUGAAACAAUCAUUUUUUGAAGCGCUGCGCACAGGCAUAAAAGUUGGUCUAAUUUAUUUUAAACUAAAGUCUACUGAAGUGAGACUUUGUCCUUGUGUUUCUUGGCUAUUUACAUUGUUUUGUUCACAAGCUAGGUUGUUUUUCAAUGUUUGAGUUUCAAAGACUCGCGUUUCCUCCCGUCCUUAAAAGUGAACAUUUGUGAUAGCUGUGAUAUGUUGGUUAAAAGACAGGUCACAAAAAAUUAAAUGAAAUUAAACAACAUACUAAAUUACUUCUUACUAGUAAUACAUUUAUUGUUUUAGAAACAUUACAAAGCAGACUCAUCCGUUUUUAUGUUUCGUUGGUGUAAUUUCAGCGCAAUUUUUUGGGGGGGAAUGGUAACAUCUGAGUGACUGGUAGAUGUUUAAAUCAGUGGCUGGUGGACCAAAAAAGUUAAUUUUAGGUCCUAUGCCUCUAUUUAUUUUAAGGCAAAGCAAAUAACUGCUUGUCACCUCAAAACGAUUUGCUCCAUAGUUGCAGGCAUUGCAGAAAACGUGUGUAGAGAUUACAAGAGUGGAAAACAAGUGCAACAAGUGUUGAUUUUCGAAAGAUACACUGUACACUACGCACUCACUGUAUACACAAAGAUUGUGUCCACAUAAUGUAAACCUAUUACAUCAUGAAACGGUUUGACAUAUACCUGAAUAACAUCUGAUACCAACAAAAUACAACCAACAAAAAUCAUAACACAUUUUUUCCCUUUAGUCUGCUUUCAAAAAUACAGCUGCGGCCAACUAGACUAAAGUUCCUUUAGGAAAAAUAAAGUUAUUCUAAAAUUAAAUCAGCAUAAUACUCCUUCAUAUGUGCAGAUCUGUGGACAAAGACACAGGACAGUAAGGCUGUUGUUGAUAAUUAGUGGUCAUAGUUAGAGAGUAAUCCUUCACUGACUCCCAGUCGGCCCAUUUCAUUGGCUAAUUGGACUCCCAGUCGGCCCAUUUCAUUGGCUAAUUGGACUCCCAGUCGGCCCAUUUCAUUGGCUAAUUGGACUCACAGUCAGACCGUCUCAUUGACUAAUUGGCCCCUUGGUGAUGUCACCAUCCUCUGUGUGUCCAGUCCGACCCGCCUGAUGCCUCCUGGGUAAUUUAGUGUGUAAAUAACUACUGUUAUUGCAGCAGUAGCACACCAACACACCUCUGAUGUUCAUUACAGCGCCAAUUAAACAAUGACCAUGUAAACAUCACGUUGGGUUAGGGAUGGUCUCCCUACUCUCUCAUCACGUUGGGUUAGGGAUGGUCUCCCUACUCUCAUCAUGUUGGGUUAGGGUCAGGGUUAGGGAUGGUCUCCCUACUCUCUCAUGUUGGGUUUGGGUCAGGGUUAGGGAUGGUCUCCCUACUCUCAUCAUGUUGGGUUAGGGUCAGGGUUAGGGAUGGUCUCCCUACUCUCUCAUGUUGGGUUUGGGUCAGGGUUAGGGAUGGUCUCCCUACUCUCUCAUGUUGGGUUUGGGUCAGGGUUAGGGAUGGUCUCCCUACUCUCAUCAUGUUGGGUUAGGGUCAGGGUUAGGGAUGGUCUCCCUACUCUCAUCAUGUUGGGUUAGGGUCAGGGUUAGGGAUGAUCUCCCUACUCUCUCAUCAUGUUGGGUUAGGGUCAGGGUUAGGGAUGGUCUCCCUACUCUCAUCAUGUUGGGUUAGGGUCAGGGUUAGGGAUGGUCUCCCUACUCUCUCAUCAUGUUGGGUUAGGGUCAGGGUUAGGGAUGGUCUCCCUACUCUCUCAUCAUGUUGGGUUAGGGUCAGGGUUAGGGAUGGUCUCCCUACUCUCAUCAUGUUGGGUUAGGGAUGGUCUCCCUACUCUCAUCAUGUUGGGUUAGGGUCAGGGUUAGGGAUGGUCUCCCUACUCUCAUCAUGUUGGGUUAGGGUCAGGGUUAGGGAUGGUCUCCCUACUCUCAUCAUGUUGGGUUAGGGUCAGGGUUAGGGAUGGUCUCCCUACUCUCUCAUCAUGUUGGGUUAGGGAUGGUCUCCCUACUCUCAUCAUGUUGGGUUAGGGAUGGUCUCCCUACUCUCUCAUGUUGGGUUAGGGUCAGAGUUAUGGAUGGUCUCCCUACUCUCAUCAUGUUGGGUUAGGGUCAGGGUUAGGGAUGGUCUCCCUACUCUCUCAUGUUGGGUUAGGGUCAGGGUUAGGGAUGGUCUCCCUACUCUCUCAUGUUGGGUUAGGGUCAGAGUUAUGGAUGGUCUCCCUACUCUCAUCAUGUUGGGUUAGGGAUGGUCUCCCUACUCUCUCAUGUUGGGUUUGGGUCAGGGUUAGGGAUGGUCUCCCUACUCUCUCAUGUUGGGUUUGGGUCAGGGUUAGGGAUGGUCUCCCUACUCUCUCAUGUUGGGUUAGGGUCAGGGUUAGGGAUGGUCUCCCUACUCUCAUCAUGUUGGGUUUGGGUCAGGGUUAGGGAUGGUCUCCCUACUCUCAUCAUGUUGGGUUUGGGUCAGGGUUAGGGAUGGUCUCCCUACUCUCAUCAUGUUGGGUUUGGGUCAGGGUUAGGGAUGGUCUCCCUACUCUCUCAUGUUGGGUUUGGGUCAGGGUUAGGGUCAGGGUUAUGGAUGGUCUCCCUACUCUCAUCAUGUUGGGUUAGGGUCAGGGUUAGGGAUGGUCUCCCUACUCUCAUCAUGUUGGGUUAGGGUCAGGGUUAGGGAUGGUCUCCCUACUCUCUCAUGUUGGGUUUGGGUCAGGGUUUGGGUCAGGGUUAUGGAUGGUCUCCUUUGUGUCUCCUGACCCAAACUGGUCAGACAGGUUUAGGGUUGCAAAGAUACCAGUAAUUUACCAAAGUUACCGGAAUCUUCAGUCAUUUUGGAGAUUCAUAUAUAGUAUUCGUUUUUCAUAGCUGUGUCCAUAUUGUCCAUUAGUUUGUAGUAGAUAGAUCAUAUGGUUCAAGAGAAAAUAGCCUGAUUAAUAAUUUAAAAAAGCAUCUAAUCAACAAUGGCAAUAUCUUCAAUUAACCCUUCACUAAGCCCCACCCCAGAAUUUUGGGAGACAAGCUCACGUUUAAAUCGCAUGAAAGCCAGUCAGGGCUAUGGCAAAAAACAGAGUUUUCUUUUUUUUAAAUGUUAAAUAAUUUAACCGUGCACCAGGAGUAAUUUCUACAGUGAUUCCUGAAAUGCAGAGCGUGUUAGCUGGUUAGCUAACUCUGUCUCAUUGACCACCAAACGUUGCUAACGCUAGCUAGCUAGCCAGCCACUUAAUAUAACUUGUUUUCUCUAAAUGUAUGUUAGCUAGCUAAGUUAGCAAUGUUAUGAAUACAACUCCCAUCUGCUGUCGACAUCAGGAUACGAUUUGAGAGCAUUAGUUAGCUCCAAAAGUGGAUAUAGCUUUCUUUGAAUUCAUAGCCAUUCACUACACUACAAACAUAAUUUUACCAGGUUCCUGUGAAGCAAUUGACAGUCCACCACAACAUACCCAAGAGUUUCCUGAUUAGUAAGGGGUCAUCUGUGUUUUAUUUAAUUGUGUAUUAGAAACACAGUUUGAGAUCAUUGUGAGGGGAUUUCGCCAGUGGUUGAAUGGGGAAUUGGGCUUCCAACUAUUGACUUUUUUCAUAACUUCCACCAGUUUGACGACAAAACAUUGACAACAAAUACAUAUUGACAUAGUAAAAUAAAUAAAAGUAUGUACAAAAAUAUAAAGGAUAUUUCAUGCAAAAACCCUCAUAUUAAACACCAAUGGUAUUCACUAAGUUGAUGGUUUUUAUUUAGGAUAAUGUUUUACAGCUUUGUCAUUCUAUUUUUAAAUCAUCUUAUUUAAUUUGUUCAUAUAUUUUCCAUGUGAUACGGCCUACGCAGACGGCCAGAGAUCAUUAGACACCUGUGAUAAUCUGACGUACCCAAAAAAAGACCACUACAUGUCAUCUUAUUAAAUUACAAAUUAACCUUGAAAGUUACCCAAAUUCUGGUAGUUUACUGGUAAACCUAGAAAGUUUCUAGUAAUCCCUUUGCAACCCUAGACAGGUUACAUCAUCCGGCUCAAAGAACCAUGAUAAAGAACACUACUUAGUGGUGGGUGGAGUCAGAGAGAGGAGCUGGUUAAGGUACAAUAAUAACAGGUAAUAAUCAAAACCAUGCAGUAAUACAUUUACAUUUACAUUUACGUCAUUUAGCAGACGCUCUUAUCCAGAGCGACUUACAGUUAGUGCAUACAUUAUUAUUUUCAUACUGGCCCCCCAUGGGAAUCGAACCCACAACCCUGGCGUUGCAAACGCCAUGCUCUACCAACUAAGCUACCUCCCUGCCGGCCAUUCCCUCCCCUACCCUGGACGACGCUGGGCCAAUUGUGCGCCGCCCCAUUGGUCUCCCGGUUGCGGCCGGCAACAGCAGAGCCUGGAUACAAUAUAUAUACACGCUCAAUAUAAGAAGUCGAGGUUGUGUAUGUUGUCUCAUGGGAUGUCUGGUUUGGGGUAUAAAGACCAACGACCAAACAGCAGAAGAAAACAGAACAGCAGCAAGUGGGUUUAUUACGGCAUUUGUAAACCAUUCAUACAUAUCAGAGUAUUGAAAAUAUUGUGUCAAUGAAAACGUUGAAGUUUUACAUAGUUUUUUUCUUUUCAUCUCAAUUAAUUGGCAAUACCCAAAGUGUAAUGAUUAAAGAAUUCCAGGGAAUAAAUUUUUCACACAGUGAGUUCAUCUUUGUGGGAUUUCCAGAGAUCUACGAGUACAGACAUCAACUUUUCUUACCAUUUUUCAUUAUCUACAUUUUGGUCUUGGUGGGAAAUUCUUUGUUGAUCCACGUGAUUAGAAUUAUGGAGAGCCUCCACAGCCCCAUGUAUAUAUUAAUAUGUGGCCUGGCGGCGGUGGACAUUGUGGUGGCUACAGUCGUUAUCCCCAACAUGCUGCUCAGCUUUCUGUUUGACUGGAACGACAUCUCCUUGGCCAGCUGUUUGACUCAGAUGUUCUUCACUCACUUCCUCUCGUCAGUAGAGUCGACCAUCCUCCUGGCCAUGGCUCUGGACCGCUAUGUGGCCAUCUGCUUCCCUCUACGCUACGCUCGCGUCAUCAACUCUGCCACGUUAGUCAGACUGUUGCUGUUCACUGUUAUAAGGAGUGGUUCCAUAAUGUCCCUGCUUGUUGCGCUAGCUGGUUCUCUGUCUUUCUGUGGAUCCAAUGUGAUCCACCACUGCUACUGUGACCACAUGGCCCUGGUUAGCCUAGCAUGUGGUAACACUGACAAGAAUCAUGCUAUGGGAUUGGCUGUGAUUAUCUGUUUUGUGGGAAUGGAUAUUUGUGUCAUUGUAUUUUCCUACAUGAAGAUUCUGAAUGUAGUGUUGAGGGCAGCAGCAGGGGAGGAUAGAUGGAAAGCCUUCCAUACUUGUGGCACCCACCUUCUUGUAAUAAUGUGUUUCUAUCUGGUGGGUACUGUUACUUUUCUGUCACGCAAUCUGAAUAUUCAAAUUCCAACUGAUAUCAAUACUUUGCUAGGGGUGAUGUAUAUUGCUCUACCAGCAAGUGUCAAUCCAAUUAUCUAUGGAGUCCGGACAAAGGAAAUACGAAACCGCAUUUUGAAAAUGUUCAACACAAGAGUAAACAAAGUAUUGACUGUCCAGGUUGCUACUGUAGAAAUGUGAUUAUUUUCAAAGCUCUACUUGAGUUAGUGUUAGAGUUAGGGUUAGAUAUUUACGGUGCCUUCAGAAAUUAUUCACACCCUUGAUUUUUUUCCACAUUUUGUUGUGUUACAGCCUGAAUUAAAAAUUUAUUAAAUUGAGAUUUUGUGUCACUGAUCUACACACAAUACCCCAUUAUGUAAAAGUGGAAAUAUGUUUUUAGACAUUUGUACAAAUUCAUAGAAAAAUGAAAAGCUGAAAUAUCUUGGGUCAAUAUUUACAAAACACUAUAUCCACCAAUUUUUCACAUUUGUGUUUUUUCAUCAGAAAUAAUUGCUUAUGGGUACGUUCAUGUGUGUGUAAAAUAUUUUUGAUGUGUAUGAAAUUGUUUUUUUGUUAGUUGCUAAAACACUAUACACAGAGUGUACAAAACAUUAAGAAUACCUUCCUAAUAUUGAAUUUCACCCCACGUUGACUCCAAUACUUCCCACAGUUGUAUCAAGUUGGCUGAAUGAUGGACCAUUCAGUUGUGUCCUCUGGGUAGUGGACCAUUCUUGAUACACACAGGAAACUGUUGAGUGUGAAAAACCCAGCAGCGUUGCAGUUCUUGACACAAACCGGUGAGCGUCAAUAAGGGAUCAUAUCUUUCACCUGGUCAGUCUAUUUCAAGGAAAGAGAAGGUGUUCUUAAUGUUUUGUACACUCAAUACACUCAGUGUUUAGCUGGAAUGUUUAGCUGGAAUGGUAUCCUGUAUAUUUGACUGUGAUAUGUGGCUGUCCCACCUAGCUAUCUUAAGAUGAAUGCACUAACUGUAAGUCGCUCUGGAUAAGAGCAUCUGCUAAAAAUGACUAAAAUGUGAAAUGUAAAAUGUUUUACUGUACUAUUGAAUCAUACUUUUUUAACAUUUAAAUAUUGAUGUCAUAAAUGUAUCAUUUGUACAUUUCCUUACUACAAAUGUAGUUAUUUGUUACAUUUCACUGUGUAAAACCUAGCAGUACUACUUAUUUCUCUGAGAGUGAGGCAGAUAUAUAGCAUUUAGCAAAGAAACAUGAUUAUUUUGUCUUUCUGAAAUGAAACCAUCAAGUGAUAGAUUUAAUACAAAUACAUGUCUGUUAUUGAACAACCUCAUCCUAUGAUCAGAUAGUGAUAAUUUCUUUAAACAAUAAAAGCAAAACUACCAACAUUUCUGAAAAUGGAUAUAUAGCGUUUUGGAAUGAAACUCUUGAAGUAUUCAACCCCUUUGUUAUGGCAAGCCUAAAUACGUUCAGGAGAAAAGAUUUGCUUAACAAGACACAUAAUAAGUUGCAUGGACUCAUUCUGACUGCAAUAAUAGUGUUUAACAUUAUUGUUUUAAUGACUACCUCAUCUCUGUACCCCACACAUACAAUUAUCUGUAACGUCCCUCAGUCGAGCAGUGAAUUUCAAACACAGAUUUAACCACAAACACCUGGGAGGUUUUCCAAUGCCUCUCAAAGAAGGGCACCUAUUGGUAGAUAAACAAUUAAGAAAUAAAAAAAGAAGACGCUGAAUAUCCCUUUGAGCAUGGUGAAAUUCAUAUUUACACUUUGGAUGUUGUCUCAAUACACCCAGUCACUACAAUGAUACUGGCGUCCUUCCUAACUCAGUUGCUGGAGAGGAUAAUGGGCAAAUAUUGUACAAUCCAGGUUUGCAAAGCUCUUAGAGACUUACCCAGAAACACUUACAGCUGUAUUCACUGCCUACGGUGAUUCUAACAUGUAUUGACUCCGGCGGUUGAAUACUUUAUCUAAUCAAGAUAUAUUAGUGUUUGAUUUCCAUGGAUUUUUAUGUUGUUAAAAUGUUCUUUCACUUUCAGAGUAUUUUGUGUAGAUCGUUGACAAAAAAAAAAAUCACAAUUAAAUUCAUUUCAAGCCCACUUUGUAACACAAUAAAAUGUGGAAAAAGUAAAGGAGUGUGAAUACUUUCUGAAGACACUGAGUACUUUGACAUGAUAUUACAGUAUGACACAAUUAUACCUAUAUGACUAAAAUUAACUAACUAUCCCCUUGCAUUUGGCUUGUGUUUUGUCAGUUAUGCCAUGAUCACAGUCACAACUCCCAAUACUACUCCACCUGUUCCUUAAUUAAAGAAACUGAAAGACAACAACAAUAUAUGUUAUUAUUGUUAUUAUUAUUAUUAUUAUUAUUAUAUGAUACAAAUGUGUUUACCACAUUAUAAUAUGUGUGCAGUUAGAUAACAAGCCAAUUAUUCUCACUCGUAAACAACUAAAAACAGGAGUGUACAGUGAACAGAAUAAAUGAGUGGAGAGUGUUUCUAAAGUCCCUCAGCUCCCAGGAUGUUCUAAUAAGGCCAAAGCUAAUGAGAGCAGACGGAAGCCGGCCAUAACUGGCCACCAACGA